This is a messenger RNA of Cydia fagiglandana, 1335 nucleotides long. RefSeq names its product alpha-(1,3)-fucosyltransferase C-like. Gene Ontology annotation, molecular function: fucosyltransferase activity. The record is from RefSeq and is a predicted model, not a curated record. Gene Ontology annotation, cellular component: membrane. Lineage: Eukaryota; Metazoa; Arthropoda; Insecta; Lepidoptera; Tortricidae. Bases 106 to 1317 code for a protein of 403 amino acids. The transcript is spliced from 2 exons.
CAUGUUUACUUCGGUGUUAUUUCUUCAGUCAGUGCUAGUCUGAGCGUUGCGGCGCGCGCGUCCGUCUCCCGCUCACUAUAACCAUGUGCAUCUGUGAUCUCCGCAAUGAGAAACCUAGCGAAAUUACUCAUCUUAGCAUCGUUCCUUUUCGUUAUACUGUUCCUUUAUUUAACCUUGAGAGAAUGGCAACAUUCAGAACAACAGUUAGACAAAAUCUUCCAAAUAGAACAAAAUUGGACAACAAUCGAUGAACAACAUGGAAAAAGUGUGAGAAUGAAAUAUAUUUUACAGUGGACUAAUCCGAAAAAUGUGCCAUUUGUGUAUAUGGGUGUGGGCCAGCAGACGUUUAUCGAGCGAAAGUGCCAGUUUACUAACUGCUACGUCACUAGCGAUAGGAAUUUUCUGGGGGACGUUUCCAAGUUUGACGUCAUUGCGUUUUCGGGAACCGAAAUCAUCGCUUGGCCUCUUGAACAAAUAAAACCUAAAAAGCGAUCGCUGCAUCAGAAAUAUGCUUUUACUAACAUAGAAUCAGCUGAUAACUAUCCAUUCUGCUCUCACAUAUUGGAUAACUUUUUUAACUGGACGUGGACGUACAAGUUAGACUCAGAAAGUAAAUGGGGGUAUAUAAUAGUAAGAGAUGCAAAUAAUAAUGUGAUAGGUCCGAAGAAAGAUAUGCAUUGGAUGAGGUUAGAAGACAUGGACCCUGUGAGUGAAGAGUUAAAUGUACAGUUGAAAAACAAAUCCAAGGCAGCAGCGUGGUUUGUGUCCAACUGUAACACGCGAAGUGGUCGAGAGAAGUACGCAGAAGAUUUGCAAAAAGAACUACAGAUUUACAAUUUAUCGAUAGAUGUCUACGGAAAAUGUGGACCCUAUAAAUGCAGCCGCGACGACGAAGAGGCGUGUUUUCAAAAAAUAAAAACAGAUUAUUAUUUCUAUCUCUCAUUCGAGAAUUCACACAGUGAGGAUUAUGUGACUGAAAAACUGUUAUCUGCGUUGAAAUACAAUGCAAUACCUAUUGUCUAUGGAGGUGCUAAUUAUACUAGAUUCAUGCCAGAUGGAAUUUAUUUGAACGCAAGAGAGCUAGGGCCUACAGCUUUGGCAAAGAAAAUGAAAUUUCUAAUAGACAAUCCCGAUCAGUAUAAAGAAUAUUUCCGAUGGAAGAACCAUUAUUCCUAUUACAGAAGAAAUGACAACGCAGAGACAGAUGACUACUGCGGUUUCUGCAGCCUCCUCAACAACGAAGAGAUGGUGGAAAAGACCUCUAUAUAUAAGAACUUUAAAGAGUGGUGGAAUGAUCCACAUAGUAGGUGUUUGUAAUGGGCUGAUUACUGUGUU